CCAGAGGGCUGUCGGCGCAGUAGCAGCGAGCAGCAGCGUCCGCGCGCUCCGGCGAGGGGCAGAAGAGCUCGAGGGAGCGCGGGGCAGCAGGAGCGAGAGCCGAGCCCAGACCGAGCCCCGGGGACCCACCGCCCGCCCCAGGCCACCCAGCAGAGCCCCAGCCAUGGCACACCAGCUCCUGUGCUGCGAGGGGGAGACCAUCCGCCGGGCGUACCCCGAUGCCAACCUCCUCAACGACCGGGUGCUGCGGGCCAUGCUCAAGGCGGAGGAGACCUGCGCGCCCUCGGUGUCCUACUUCAAGUGUGUGCAGAAGGAGAUCCUGCCGUCCAUGCGGAAGAUCGUGGCCACAUGGAUGCUGGAGGUCUGCGAGGAGCAGAAGUGCGAGGAGGAGGUCUUCCCGCUGGCCAUGAACUACCUGGACCGCUUCCUGUCGCUGGAGCCCGUGAAGAAGAGCCGCCUGCAGCUGCUGGGGGCUACCUGCAUGUUCGUGGCCUCCAAGAUGAAGGAGACCAUCCCCCUGACGGCCGAGAAGCUGUGCAUCUACACUGACAACUCCAUCCGGCCCGACGAGCUGCUGCAAAUGGAGCUGCUCCUGGUGAACAAGCUGAAAUGGAACCUGGCAGCCAUGACCCCGCACGAUUUCAUCGAGCACUUCCUCUCCAAAAUGCCGGUGGCGGAGGACAACCAACAGAUCAUCCGCAAGCACGCGCAGACCUUCGUCGCCCUCUGCGCCACAGACGUGAAGUUCAUUUCCAACCCGCCCUCCAUGGUGGCUGCGGGGAGCGUGGUGGCCGCAGUGCAGGGCCUGCAUCUGGGAAGCGCCAACGGCUUCCUGUCCUAUCACCGCCUCACACGGUUCCUCUCCAAAGUGAUUAAGUGUGACCCGGACUGCCUCCGGGCCUGCCAGGAGCAGAUUGAAGCCCUGCUGGAGUCCAGCCUGCGCCAGGCCCAGCAGCAGAACCUGGACCCCAAGGCUGCGGAGGAGGAGGAGGAGGAGGAGGAGGAGGUGGACCUGGCCUGCACGCCCACCGACGUGCGGGACGUGAACAUCUGAGGGCGCCGGCGGCGAGGGAGGGGCCGGCCCCAGGUGCUCCCCUGACAGACCGUCCUCUCCAGGACUGGUCACCACCAGAAGGGAAAGCUUCCUUCUCCCUGCUGUCGGUUUUUUCCUUUGCUCUUUCUCCCUUCCGUCUCUGACUUAAGCGAAAGAAAAAAGUACCGGAAAAACUGUCUUUAAAAAAAAAAAAAAAAAAGGAGAGAAAAAAAAUAGUAUUUGCAUAACCCUGAGCCGGGAGGGAGGAGGGUCGUGCUACAAAAAUAGAGGAUUUUAUACCCCAUAAUCAACUAGUUUUUAUAUUAAUGUGUUUGUGUCUCUGUGUUGUAAGGAUAGGCAUUAACACAAGGAAUGAUUCUGCAGGGGAGGAUUAGAUUUGAUUCUUUCUGUGUUUAAAACAAAAAGCAUAAAAACCUUUAAAAAAAAAUAGAAACAAGUCAGCAAACCAUUUUUAAAGUAGAAGAGGGUUUUAGAUAGAAAAACAUACCCUUGUGCUUUUCUUAAGGAGCACAGCUUUAAGGCGGUUCUCAGCAUCCUGUAUCUUGCUUGCUCCUGCAUGUAGUCACUUUAUAAGUCAUUGUGCGUGUUUAUUUUAUUUCGUAGGUAGGCGUGUAACCUCUCCACCUUGUCAGUGGCUGGUGUGACCUCUCGGUUAGAGUAGUGUAGAGUUCAGCAUCGUCAAGUGCUAAUCAUUUCUGCCUGUGGACCGGCCACCUUCGAGGUGCGUCGGGCACCGGCCAGCAUCGUGGUGAUGGAAGGCCAACCCUCCGGCUCCUAGCGUCCGCUGCUAGGAAGAGAAACCGCGAUAGCAACCUAAUAUAUUCUAUUUUUGUAAUCUUCAUAUUUUUGUAGUUGCCUGUUGAUGAGAUGCUGGUUUUUCACCCCACAGACCUGCAGCCUGCUCACAUCCAGGUGAAAUUCACAGCUCCUUUUUUGUUGUUGUUCCUUCUCGAUAUUCUAAACCAUUCCAUUUCCAAGCACUUUCGGUCCAGUGGGUAGAGGCGCUAUCUUUGUUUAGGUUGUGUGCGGAGGCGGGGAGCAAUUUCUUAAUGGAAUGGUUUGGGAAUAUUCACGGACUUGUGUGCGGACAGGAUCGCAAGGCAAGUGCAUGUCACUGUGGUGUCAGCGGAAGGGGGAUGUUGGGAAGGCUAGGUUCCAGUCAGGAGGAGGGAGAAGACGUGCAUCCUCACACUGCCAGGAUGAUGUGUUCCUUUUUCUGUAGAGAAGUUGAAGUUUUAGGGAUCCUUUGGUGCCAACUGGUGUUUGAAAGUAGGGGCCUUAAAGGUUUACCUAGGGAACUCGUAGUUUAAGGGUUAGGAAGGUUUUUAAACACUAAAAUAUAUAAUUUAUAGUUAAGGCUAAAAAGAAUAUUUAUUGCAGAGGAUGUUCGUUAAGGCCAGUAUGAGUUAUAAAGUAAUGCAGUCUCCCCUUGAUUUAAAUACACACACACACACCCCUUUCUGCCUUUGAUGUUGCAGGUACAGUACAGUUUAUAAAAGUCAGAUCCUUUCAUAGGAAAGAAAAAGAAUCCCUAGAAGAAGCAGAAAAAUCACGUGGAUUUGGCUGAUUCGGCCUGUUGGGCAUUUCCCAACGUGAUCCAAUCUGAGGGGCAUCAGAGUUACAAGGAAAAUUAGGGUACUCGAAACAUGUUCAGUUCCAGUAAAUUCUUACCCCCUGCCCUCUCCUUUUAAGAACAUUUUAGCAACCCAUAGACGAUUUGCACAUGGUGACUACGUUCCUUUCUGUAAUUGUGAUGUGGGGAGUGUUGAGGUGGAGUGAGCACCGAGCGGGAUGCUCGGAGGGAGGAUGUGAGGGAGCGAGUGUGUGGAGGGGAGGCGCGGGGACCACGCGAGGGACAGGCUGAGGCUCUGCUGAUUCGCUGCUACCGAUGGCUCCCCAGCUCGUCCGGAAAGACUGACAUCGCUUCUCUGUAUCUUUCACAUUGUGUUGCUGCUAUUGGAGGAUCAGUUGUUUUGUUUUACAGUGUCAUAUACUGCCAUGUUCUCAUUAUAAUUUUCUCAUAGAAAAAUGUAUGAUGGAUGCCUUUUUUUUUUUUGUAGAUUUUUUUUAUGUGAUCAGUUUUGACUUAAUGUGAUUACUGCGCUAUUCCAAAAAGGUUCCUGUUUCACAAUACCUCAUGCUUCACUUAGCCAUAUGUAGACCCGGCCGUCAGGUUCUGUCUGACCCGCGGCUUCCUGCUUCGGCAAACAGACACGCGGACGAGAUCCCAAAACGGGCCUGGUGGGGACGGGCUGCGGGCCGAGUUCACGCGGCCCCCCGGCAUCUCUCGGGACCAGGCUGUGUCCGUUUCCUUUUCCCUGCGCCUGUUAUGCUGGACUCUCCAUCUGACCUGGGAUUUACCAUCAUAGUAGUUUUUACCGCUGUAUCGUUCUUUGCGUGUAGCUAUGAAAGUUGCAUUAUUAUUAUUAUUAUUAUUAUUGUAACGAGUAUGUCUUAACGUGCCACCGUGGUGCUGUGCUGGAAGACUCAGUCAUUUGGGAUGAGUGAAAUGAAUAGCUUCUGAAAUCGUUCAAGUUUCGGGUGUGUUAAAUCUGUUAACUAUGUGCUAGUGUUCUGUUCUGUUCAUUACAGCAUCAUGCUAAUUUAAAGAGACUCCAAAUCUCAAUGAAGCCAGCUAACGGUGCUGUGUGCCCCGGAGUCGCCUAGCACGCUGCCGAACCAAAAGGAUUUGUACCAUCUGCAGCCCUGCCCCAGCAGGGUCAGCCCGUGUUGCUCCAAGGCCAUUGGCAGGUCCAGGACCCGCCCGCCCUGCCCUGCAGGAACACUGCUUCCGCUUACCUCAACCAUUCUGGCUGCGGCAUCUCUGUGUCUGAACCAAACAGGGUCCUGGAGGGACAGUCUGUCCUGGGGGGGUGGACAUUGUGUGCUGAAAGGCCGGUGGCGGGUCUGGGAGCACAGGGGAGCCUGUCCUGUGACCAGCAAGUCUGUGAGGGUCUCUGGUGGGUGGGCAUAUGGGGUCUGUGUGUUUCUGGUUGCACACCGUGGCGUUUCCCAGCACAGACAUGUAACCGGCACGUUUCCAGCAGAAAACAAGACAAACGUGAAAAGUCUAGAAAUAAAAUUAAUAAAACCCUGG
Molecule: messenger RNA, 4151 nt
Organism: Diceros bicornis minor
Lineage: Eukaryota; Metazoa; Chordata; Mammalia; Perissodactyla; Rhinocerotidae
Gene: CCND1
Product: cyclin D1
Exons: 5
Coding region: 164-1054 (296 amino acids)
Biological process (GO): positive regulation of G1/S transition of mitotic cell cycle; mitotic cell cycle phase transition; regulation of cyclin-dependent protein serine/threonine kinase activity
Cellular component (GO): cytoplasm; cyclin-dependent protein kinase holoenzyme complex; nucleus
Molecular function (GO): cyclin-dependent protein serine/threonine kinase regulator activity
Source: RefSeq, a predicted model, not a curated record